This is a messenger RNA of Lathyrus sativus (Indian pea), 246 nucleotides long. Lineage: Eukaryota; Viridiplantae; Streptophyta; Magnoliopsida; Fabales; Fabaceae. The record is from the annotation of a GenBank genome assembly.
AUGAGAGAGAAGAAAGGCUCAAAGCCUUCAACCUCUCCCUGUGCCUUUCUCAGAGACGCAUAUCACAAUUGCUUCCACAGGUGGUAUACGGAGAAAUUCGUCAAGGGUCAAUAUGACAAAGAAGAAUGCGUCUCCGAGUGGCAAAAUUACAGAGCUUGCCUUUCUGAGCAUUUAGAAAAUAAGCAUAUGAUUCGUAUAUUGGAAGGUGAAAACGUUGUUCAAGAUACUGCUGUUGCUUCUCAGUAA